Molecule: messenger RNA, 3007 nt
Organism: Morone saxatilis (striped sea-bass)
Lineage: Eukaryota; Metazoa; Chordata; Actinopteri; Moronidae
Gene: sumo3a
Product: small ubiquitin like modifier 3a
Exons: 4
Coding region: 117-401 (94 amino acids)
Biological process (GO): protein sumoylation
Cellular component (GO): nucleus
Molecular function (GO): ubiquitin-like protein ligase binding; protein tag activity
Source: RefSeq, a predicted model, not a curated record
GUCCAAAGCGCGCACCCGUCAGCGGAGGAGAAGAGAGGACAGAAGGCGGCAGAAAGGCAAAUAAAGCCCAAUUAACAGAUUAUUCUGAAACCUCGCACACAAAAAACACAGCCAGGAUGUCAGAGGAAAAGCCAAAGGAGGGAGUAAAGACUGAGAAUGAUCACAUCAACCUCAAGGUUGCGGGGCAAGAUGGGUCGGUGGUCCAGUUCAAAAUCAAAAGACACACACCCCUCAGCAAACUAAUGAAGGCAUACUGUGAACGACAGGGCCUUGCAAUAAGGCAGAUCAGGUUCAGGUUUGAUGGCCAGCCGAUCAAUGAGACGGAUACACCUGCACAGCUGGAGAUGGAAGAUGAAGACACCAUAGAUGUAUUCCAGCAGCAGACAGGCGGGCACUGCUAAGCCCUUCCCACCUCAUUGAUGGCCACCCUCAGACCACGCCCUCAGCCACCUUCACUGUCCCCCCCCUCCCCAUCACCCCUCUCAGCCUAUUAUUAUUAUUAUUAUUAUUAUUAUUAUUAUUACUUAAGUUUAAAGAUGUCUAUCAUGGUUUCUGGUCAGGUGUGUGUGUGGGGAGGCUCCUCAGCUGUUUAUAUACUGUCUCAGCCAGGACUGAACUUUUUGUGCGCGUCAACAGUCUCUGCUGGCCAAUCAGGACAACAUUUCUCUCCGGCACCGCAGGCUGUGAUUGGACCAACAGUGCGUCAAGGCUGUUCCUCGUUUGUCAGUGCUUCUCAUUCACUCUCCAGUGAAAGCUUAGUAUCCAGUAGUUUGUCACGGUUUUCGUCCGUCAUGGUUGAAUGCGAGGCUCUGCAAGAUUUUGUCCAGGGGUCACAGUCAGUGGGCAUGAAAAUGUUUUGAAGUGGAAGCACGAUCUGAACUUAAUACACACCCACCUUCCAUUUCACUUCACUUUCUUGUGUGUUGUUUUUUUUUUCUUCUUUUUUUUCUGAACAGUGACUCCUGCUCUUCUGUCAUCAAGGUAUUUUAAUUCUCUGCAUUUUAGGUGCUUUUGCUAAAGCGUUCUGCAAUGUUUUUUGUAUUUUUGAUUUUUUUUCUUUUAAGAAUUAACACCCAGGGGGCUUGUUGAUUUUUCUGUACAGAAGUUUCAGAGUUGAUGUUAGAUAAAUGUUGUGGGACUUGGACCAAUACUCCAAAGACCGAACUUCUGUCUACUCUAAAAGGUCAAAACUGUCACAUUUUAAGGGAGUUUGUAUAUCAUUAAUGUUAUUUGCUUCCUCUAUGACUUCUACUAAUUGAGAGAGGUUCUUUGUGAGUAUCCGGUACAGACUACUAUUCACUUAUGUGGGAAAAAUGGCUGUUCAUGGGAGGGACAUUUAAUUUACACCACUGAGGUGCAUCCCAUUGUUAGAAUUGGUUUGGGUCUGGCUAGGAUAGUCUCUUGACAUUGAAUACAUAACUUUUGGUUUUCUUUCCGUAUUUUCCAAUGAAGCGGGCCAGUAGCCAGUCCCUAUGGUAUUCUUACAAGUGGCUGUGCUUUUAAGUUUUACAUGGAUGGGGGGGUGAAAGUGGAGCUUGGGUUAUGGGUGGGAAUAACUGGAAGCUCGUUCCUCAGCUCUGUUUGGGGUCAGCUGUCUCAUCUCUGUAUUGUGCUUGCGAAUGUAGGCUGACGGGACAACUAAUUCUAGAUGUGUUUUGAAGAGGAUCAGCUUCCAGUUUAAGCAAGGAUAUCCAACAAAAGUCAGUAUCUUUUUUUGUUAACACAUUUUGAAGACACUUUUCACUGCUUUGUCAACUGUCGAGCUGUUUCCUUGUGUAUAAAAGACAGAAGUUGCAGGCCAUUUGUUUAAAAACCUGACCGCAUUAUUGCAAACAGUGAAGAUAUACCCCAAGUGGUGAUGAGUGUCUCGGAUUAUUUACAGUUUUUCGGAGAAGGAUGCAUGCAGUUUGUUGCAUACCGGGAGGGCAGGGAGGCCAACCAAUGGAGUUUGGGAGAUAAGUGUUCUGUACCCACAGGGCCCCGUUCUUCGUAUGCAGAUAGCCGAAUUGGCUUGAUUUAUUUUUUUUUUUUUUGAUUGUUUGCUACCUGACGCGAGCUUGUAUUUAUCAGUUCAGUCAGGAUUAAAAUGUAUCAAAGCAAGUUGUCCUUGUGCUCAAAACAUGCAAAAGUACAAGCUUAUUCAGAGCAAGUUGGAUCACGGCAACCCUUUUCAAGUUUCGGUCAGUAUUGUCAUAACUGAACAGGUUUUGAGUAGUCAUAGAGAUUAAUUACAACAAAAUAUAACCAGUCGCAGUAUGAACCACUGCUAUUUAGACAUUUGCAAUACAGAUUCAGUUCUUGCAUUACGAGGUAUUUAAAAUGAUGCAAUAUGGGCUGCAGUUGUAAUUGGCCUUUUUUAGUCUCCCUUAAUGUUUAAGAUAUGUUCCCAUAGCCUUAAAUGUAGCUCUAUUCAGCCACAUUAGAAGAGGCAAUGUCCUUUUUAAAUAGUAAAUAAAUUGUGGUCUACGUCAUGUUGUUCAGCUGUAUUUUUGUAUCAUUCUAUGUAAUAAACACAGUCAAUGUCAAAACCUUUUUUCAUUUCUAAAGAAUAUUUGACAAAUGUUUUAAAAAGCUUCACUGUACUGCCACUUGCUGUGUGAAAUAAUCACUACUGUCCACUCACACCCCAAUGAAUAGAAUAUUAAAUUUUAUCUGAGGACUACUCAAUUCUCAUCUUUUCUGCAGUCAUUAACAAGCAUUUGACAAAAUUGUGUACAGAAACAUGCUAAAUCAGUGUUGAUUACUCUUCAAGGGUGCACAAGCCAAUCACACAGUGAUCUUCAGUUCAGCUUUCUGGUCUGACAAAAUAAGAGCACAGUUAUUAAGACAGCCUUCCACUUGCAUUUGAAGAACUGAGUUAGCUGGACAGUUUUUGAGCGGCUGACGUACGAGCCAAGCUAAUGUACGAAGAACGGGGCACAGGUCUUGUCAUGUUAUUUGUUUCUCUACUGUACAUUAUUUGUGGUCUUUUACUACUGUAUACAAUAAAUAUAGUUUGGUACUCAGA